Messenger RNA from Theileria annulata, 1899 nucleotides. RefSeq names its product arginyl-tRNA synthetase, putative. The coding region runs from base 1 to 1899 and encodes 632 amino acids. Gene Ontology annotation, molecular function: ATP binding; arginine-tRNA ligase activity. NCBI's taxonomy places the organism in Eukaryota, Apicomplexa, Aconoidasida, Piroplasmida, Theileriidae. The record is from RefSeq and is a predicted model, not a curated record. Gene Ontology annotation, cellular component: cytoplasm. Gene Ontology annotation, biological process: arginyl-tRNA aminoacylation. The transcript has 8 exons.
AUGUUAUUGUUAUAUAAACCAAUAAUCCAACAGUACGUCAGAGAAUUGCUAUCCUCAGCAAUCUCUAAAUGCUCAACCAGUGAAAUAGUCCAAGAAUUCGCAAAACAUCCUAACGUUUGCGUAGCAAAACAAAAAUUCGGAGACUAUCAAUGGAGUGAUGCCAUGUCUCUGUUUAAAGCAGCAAAAGAUCACUUAUCAGUGAAUAGCCCAAAAGAACUCGCUGAAAUGGUCAAAAAUAACAUCUCUUCGAAUUCGUUCUCAUCAAUUAAUGUUUCACCUCAAGGUAAUAAAUAUCAGAACAAAACAAAUAUGUGGAUAGGAUUUAUGACAUUUGUGUUAUCAAAUGAUUGGAUUGAACAAGAAAUCAGGUCGCUUGCAAAAUAUGGACCGUCAGUAGAUAAAUCAACAGAAAAACAUGGAGAAACGGUUGUGAUUGAUUUUUCAUCACCAAACAUCGCUAAAGAAAUGCACGUAGGACAUUUAAGGUCCACAGUUAUAGGAGACUCACUAGCUCGAGUAUUGGAAUUCUUCGGAUAUAAAGUGAGGAGAAUAAACCACCUGGGAGAUUGGGGAACCCAGUUUGGGAUGCUUAUAGAGUAUAUGUUUGAGAAGUACCCAGACUUCUUAAAUAAUAUGCCGAGUAUAAGCGACUUGACUAAGUUCUACAAAGAGGCGAAACUGAGAAUGGACGUUGAUGAGGAAUUUAAGAAGAAGAGUCGAUCCAGAGUAGUUAGGCUCCAAUCAGGAGAUGAAGAGUCUAAAUUGGUUUGGAAAGUACUCUGUGAUAUUAGUCUCGAGUCAUUUAAUAGGAUUUACAAAAGACUCGACAUCAACUUUGAAAUAUUUGGAGAGUCGUUUUACAAUGACAUGAUCCCGGAAAUUGUUAAGGACUUGCAGGACAGAGGAAUUGCCCAAGAGUCAGAAGGUGCUCUAGUCAUAUUCACUGAUGCCUCUUCAGUACCAUUAAUGCUUGUUAAAAGUGACGGUGGCUUUGGCUACGAUUCCACAGACCUUGCUUGUAUUAGAUAUAGAACCCAACAACUUAAAGCUGACUGGAUAAUUUACGUUACAGACAUUGGGCAAUCUGAACACUUUCUCAAACUAUUCAAAUCAGCACAAAUUGCAGGUUGGUGUGAGAAUGUGAGGAUAGAUCACGUUGGCUUUGGGAUGGUCCAGAAUGAGUUUGGAGAGAAGUUCAAGACAAGGUCAGGCGAUACCGUCAAACUUGUUGACUUAUUGGACGAGGCAGUUAAAAGGUCUAAGAUUGAACUAGAAAAAAGGGACCCAAACAUACCAAAUUUGGAUGAGAUUGCUGAGGCUUUGGGAUACGGCUCAAUUAAGUAUUUUGAUUUAAACCAUUCAGUUACUACAAAUUAUAAGUUCUCAUUUGACAAGAUGCUUGAUCCACGCGGAAACACUGCAGUAUACAUGUUCUAUUCAUACGCAAGAAUAUGUCAGAUUUUCAAAAAGGCACAAUCGAAAACUAGUUCUAAUCCCGAAACUAGUGGUGAUCAUGCAGAAACUAAUCCUAAUCCAGAAAAUAGUGACGAUAAUCCAGAGGUAAAUGGUGAGGAUAACCUACUGGUUAAUGAAAAAAGUACAGUAGUGGAUGACGUUAAAUUGAGUAAAUUAGUUAUAGAACACCCUACUGAAGUGGCACUUGGCAAGUGUCUCUUGAAAUUCCCGUCAAUUCUAGACCAAAUACACAAAGACUUAGCCAUUAACAGGUUAACGGAUUAUUUGUAUGAGUUGAGUGUUCAGUUUUCAUCAUUUUAUACAAAAUGUAAAGUAGUUGGGGAUCCAAUGCAAGAAUCAAGACUAAUACUGUGUUCCUGUACCAAAGAUGUCAUGAGAACCUGCUUCCAACUCAUCGGAAUCAAGCCCCUGGAAAGAAUUUAA